AUCCAGACCCUCCCUCUCCCCAUUUUCUCUCUCUCUUUUUCUCCCUCGCACAUACAUACUCGCACACACACACUGCCUCCUUUCACUCUCACUCUGCCAGUCUGCAGUUCAACAUGUUGCCUGCGCGAUGCUGCGCUCCACAGUGGAAGCCAUCCUGCCGGUGUACCGGCCGCGCACCACAGCCCGAGCGUCAGUGCUCCAUCUGAAGGACCUGUGUGAGGAGGAGCGCGACCCUCACAAACCCCAGCCACCGUCCGACAGAGAGGAACAGCACGCCAGCUCCAUGUGGAGGGAGGCCAUGCGUAAGCGGAGCUACUUGCUGGAGAGGGGCUCCCGGACAGGAGGAGAUGUAACAGGAGGAGGAGGUGUGCGUGGCCGGAGACAGAGGUCCCCAGACUGGCUGUAUGACUCGUACUAUCUUAUGAGCCAGCAGCACCCACUUUUUGUUUUUCUGCUCCUCAUUGUGAUGGGUGCCUGCCUAGCUCUGUUGGCUGUCUUCUUCGCCUCUGGGCUGGAUAUCGAGGAUCACAUCGCCUUUGUAAUCACUGUCCCCACUGCGCUGGCUAUUUUCCUCACUAUCUUUGUUCUGGUCUGCAUCGAGUCCGUCUUCAAGAAGCUGCUCCAUGUUUUCUCCUUGGUGAUCUGGGCCUGCCUGGUUGCCAUGGGUUACCUCUUUAUGUUUUUUGGAGGAAUCAUCUGUCCCUGGGAUCAGGUGUCAUUCUUCUUGUUCAUCAUUUUUGUUGUAUACACCAUGCUUCCCUUCUCCAUGAGGGAUGCUAUCAUAGCCAGCGUGCUCACCGCGUCCUCUCACACUGUUGUCCUCAGUGUCUGCCUCUCCUCUACAGUCGACCAUGUGGAGCCCCUGGUAUGGCAGAUCCUGGCAAAUAUCAUAAUUUUCAUAUGUGGGAACCUGGCAGGAGCGUACCAUAAACACCUGAUGGAACUGGCGCUAAAGCAGACAUAUCAAGACACCUGCAACUGUAUAAAAUCACCCAUCAAACUGGAGUUUGAGAAGCGUCAGCAGGAACGUCUGUUGCUGUCUCUGCUUCCUGCUCACAUUGCCCGAGUGAUGAAAGCUGAAAUCAUACAGAGACUACAGGGGCCGAAGUUUGGUCAGGUGGAAAACACCAACAACUUCCAUAAUUUAUAUGUACAACGUCACACCAAUGUCAGUAUUUUGUAUGCUGAUAUUGUUGGAUUUACCCGCUUGGCCAGCGAUUGCUCACCUGGAGAGCUGGUCCAUAUGCUGAAUGAACUAUUUGGCAAAUUUGAUCAGAUUGCCAAGGAAAAUGAAUGUAUGAGAAUCAAAAUUCUAGGGGACUGUUAUUACUGUGUAUCUGGCCUUCCAGAGUCCUUGCCAAAUCAUGCCAAAAACUGUGUGAAGAUGGGACUUGACAUGUGUGAAGCUAUUAAGAAAGUGCGAGACGCCACAGGAGUGGACAUUAACAUGCGAGUGGGCGUUCACUCUGGAAACGUUCUCUGUGGUGUGAUUGGCCUCCAGAAAUGGCAAUAUGAUGUCUGGUCUCAUGAUGUGACUUUAGCUAAUCACAUGGAAGCAGGUGGUGUACCUGGACGAGUCCACAUCACCUCGGUGACCCUUGAGCACUUGAACGGGUCAUAUAAGGUUGAAGAUGGAGAUGGCCAGGAACGUGAUCCUUAUCUAAAAGAGCAUGGAGUUGUAACUUACUUAGUGAUCAACCCAAAGGCAGAGAGGAAGAGUCCUCAACACCACUACAGACCCAGACACACCAUAUACGGGGCUAAAAUGAGAGCUUCAGUGAGGAUGACCAGAUACCUAGAGUCCUGGGGUGCAGCCAAGCCUUUCGCCAACCUUCACCACCGAGACAGCAUGACCAAUGAGAACGGAAAAAUCAACACCGCUGAUGUCCCCAUGGGCCAGUACCACUUUCAGAGACGUUCAGAAAGAACAAAAUCACAGAAGAAGCGUUUUGAGGAGGAACUCAAUGAGAGGAUGAUUCGCACUUUCGAUGGCAUCACUUCUCAAAAACAAUGGCUCAAAUCAGAGGACAUUCAGAGAAUAUCCUUGUUUUUCCACAAUAAAACAUUGGAAAAAGAGUAUAGAGCAACGACCCUGCCGGCCUUCAAAUAUUACAUCACCUGUGCCUGCUUGAUAUUCUUCUGCAUUUUCAUCGUGCAGAUCCUGGUCCUGCCAAAAACUGCAGUAUUGGGAAUAUCAUUUGGAAUGUCCUUCUUAAUUCUGUCUGUGAUUCUGCUCAUUUGCUUCACUGGCCAUUUCUUGCAUUGCAAUAAGACUGCCUCCGCAUCUUGGCUCUGGAUCCUUAGAUCCUCCGGAAUCAUCGCCAACAAGCCCUGGCCACGCAUCACCCUCACCAUGGCGACCACAGCCCUCAUCCUGAUCAUGGCUGUCUUCAAUAUGUUCUUUGUAGAAGACAACCUAACUUCCACAGAUGCUGUUUAUAAUACAUCAAAUGAGACACUUCUUCAGCCUGAUGGGCAUCGCCUAUCUUACCUGGACAAGAACACAUUCUACCUUCCUUAUUUUAUCUACAGUUGCAUUCUGGGUCUGAUCUCCUGCUCAGUGUUUCUGAGGAUCAACUAUGAGCUGAAGAUGCUCAUCAUGCUGACAGCCGUGGUGCUCUACAACAUCAUCAUACUUCAAACACAUGCAUCCCUGCUGGACGAGUACAGCAAGUUCCUCUACAAAACAGAAAUCCAGGAAAGGCCAGGAGUUCUGAAAGACUUGAAAACAAUGGGCUCUGUGUCUCUCUUUAUAUUCUUCGUCACCCUGCUUGUUCUAGCUAGACAGAAUGAAUAUUACUGUAGGUUGGAUUUCCUUUGGAAGAACAAAUUCAAGAAGGAAUGUGAGGAGAUAGAGACCAUGGAGAAUCUCAAUCGCGUUCUGCUGGAGAAUGUUCUGCCAGCCCAUGUAGCAGAGCACUUCCUGGCCAGGAACUGGAAGAAUGAGGAUCUGUAUCACCAAUCAUAUGACCUGGUGUGUGUGAUGUUUGCUUCUAUCCCGGACUUCAAAGAGUUCUACACAGAAUCAGACGUAAACAAGGAGGGUCUUGAGUGCCUCAGACUACUCAACGAGAUCAUUGCAGACUUUGAUGAGUUGCUCUCGAAGCCAAAGUUCAGUGGAGUGGAGAAGAUAAAGACCAUCGGAAGCACAUAUAUGGCAGCCACUGGGCUUAAUGCCAGCCCGGGGCCAGAAUAUACACAGGAGCAUGACAGGCAGUACAUGCACAUUGGUACCAUGGUGGAGUUUGCCUUUGCACUGGUGGGAAAGCUUGAUGUCAUCAAUAAACAUUCCUUCAAUGACUUCAAACUCAGAGUCGGUAUUAAUCAUGGACCUGUGAUAGCUGGGGUGAUUGGAGCACAGAAACCGCAGUAUGACAUCUGGGGCAACACAGUGAAUGUCGCAAGCAGAAUGGACAGCACAGGAGUGCUGGGAAAAAUACAAGUUACAGAAGAGACGAGUGUUAUCUUGCACACUUUAGGCUACAUGUGCACAUGCAGAGGAAUUAUAAAUGUGAAAGGGAAAGGAGAGCUCAAAACAUACUUUGUACACACUGAGAUGAGCCGGUCUUUAUCCCAGGGGAAUGUAAUGCCAUGAAUCAUAGCAACACACGAGCAAUGAACUGCAGACAUCCACAAACAGGAAUAAAAGAGACAUUUGUAAAUAAUUGUGCCUAGUCUUUAGAUGCACGAAAUAUUGGAUGUAUUGAAAGUGAUACCAUUUCUACCGUAUCUCAUAGGCAAGGUCUGAGCACAGGGUACUGUAAAUAUGGUAGCAAUUAUUUUGUAAGAAAAUCAAAUAUAACAAAAAGUGUUUUGAUGUUUUAUCACCAUUCUUUUUCUUUUGUAAAAACUUCAUUAAACUUUAUAUGUACUUGUC
Ctenopharyngodon idella (grass carp) is the source of this 3877-nucleotide messenger RNA. It is a transcript of the gene adcy2a, whose product is annotated as adenylate cyclase 2a. The coding region runs from base 128 to 3595 and encodes 1155 amino acids. Gene Ontology annotation, molecular function: adenylate cyclase activity. NCBI's taxonomy places the organism in Eukaryota, Metazoa, Chordata, Actinopteri, Cypriniformes, Xenocyprididae. The transcript has 25 exons. Gene Ontology annotation, biological process: cAMP biosynthetic process; intracellular signal transduction; adenylate cyclase-activating G protein-coupled receptor signaling pathway. Gene Ontology annotation, cellular component: plasma membrane. The record is from RefSeq and is a predicted model, not a curated record.